GACCGGGAGCCCGGGCCGCGGCCCUCCUUCCCCUGCGCGGCCCCUCCCACCCGUGUGCCCCGGGCUGCCACCGCCCGGCGUCGGGGCUCGUCCGUCGCGCGCGCCGUGCCUCCGCCCUCAGGGCCUAUCCCGCCGUAGUCGGCGGGCGGCGGCGGCGGGAGCCGAGGCGUCUUCACUCCGCUCGCAUCCGCUCGCCCGGGAAGCCAGCCCCGCGCCCCGCUCCUCAUGACUGCGGCGCCCCUGCUGCCCCAGCCCUGCCGGCCAGCGCUCGCUGCAGGAUGGAUGCGGACUGUGCGGCGCUAACCCCCGUGGCUCCGUUCCCUCCUCGCCGGCCGACGAGCCCGCCCCGCGAGCCGCAGCAGCAGCAGCAGCAGGAGCAGCCGCCGCAGCCGGACCCGGUGUCCCGCGUCGCCCUCGGGGCGCCCGGUCAGCGCUGAGGGGGAGUCGCCCGGUGGCUCCGAGCCCGCCGUAAGGAGCGCUGCCCGGCACUUCUUGGUGGCUCUUCCGGGCCACCCCUCUUCCCCCCUUUUCAUUCAUAAAUCCGAGCCCGCAUUCUUCACCCCAGCGGACCAACCAUGUCUGACGGCGCCGCCGCCGAGAAGCAGAGCGGCACCCCGGGCUUCCUUUCGCCCCCGGCGCCCGUCCCCAAGAACGGCUCCAGCUCCGAUUCUUCCGUGGGCGAGAAACUGGGGGCCACGGCGGCCGACUCGGGGAUUGGCAGGACUGAGGAAUACCGGCGCCGCCGCCACACUAUGGACAAGGACAGCCGUGGGGCGGCCGCCACCCCCACCCCCACGGAGCACCGCUUCUUCCGCCGGAGCGUCAUCUGCGACUCGAAUGCCACCGCGCUGGAGGUGCCCGGCCUCCCUCUCGCCGUCCCCCAGCCCAGUGUAGCCGCAGUGGUGCCCCAGAGUGCUCCACCCGAGCCUCACAGAGAGGAAACUUUGACCGCCGCCGUUGCCUCCCAGGUGUCUCAGCAGCCCUCGGCGGCCGCUGCCUCCCCUGGGGAUCAAGCCAUUGUCGGCCCGGCCACCGCCACCGUCGCCAGCAGUACCGGCAAAGACCGCCCGGUGUCCCAGCCCAGCCUCGUGGGGAGCAAAGAGGAGCCACCGCCGGCCAGAAGUGGAAGCGGCAGUGGUGGCGGCAGCGCCAAGGAGCCCCCGGAGGAUCAGCGGCACCAGCAACAGGAUGAUAUCGAAGAGCUGGAGACCAAGGCCGUGGGCAUGUCCAACGACGGUCGCUUUCUCAAAUUUGACAUCGAGAUCGGCAGAGGCUCCUUUAAGACAGUCUACAAAGGUCUGGACACCGAAACCACCGUGGAAGUCGCCUGGUGUGAAUUGCAGGACCGAAAGUUAACAAAAUCUGAAAGGCAGAGAUUCAAAGAAGAGGCUGAAAUGUUAAAGGGUCUUCAACAUCCCAACAUUGUUCGAUUCUAUGAUUCCUGGGAGUCCACAGUAAAAGGGAAAAAAUGCAUUGUUUUAGUGACCGAACUAAUGACAUCUGGAACACUUAAAACGUACUUAAAAAGAUUUAAAGUGAUGAAAAUCAAAGUUUUAAGAAGCUGGUGUCGGCAAAUCCUUAAAGGGCUUCAGUUUCUCCACACACGAACUCCACCAAUUAUUCACAGGGAUCUUAAAUGUGACAAUAUCUUUAUCACUGGCCCUACGGGCUCAGUCAAGAUCGGAGACCUUGGUCUGGCAACUCUAAAGCGGGCUUCUUUUGCCAAGAGUGUGAUAGGUACCCCAGAGUUCAUGGCUCCUGAGAUGUAUGAAGAGAAAUAUGAUGAAUCCGUUGAUGUUUAUGCUUUUGGGAUGUGCAUGCUUGAGAUGGCUACAUCUGAAUAUCCAUACUCAGAGUGCCAAAAUGCUGCACAGAUCUACCGUCGAGUGACCAGUGGAGUGAAACCAGCCAGUUUUGACAAAGUAGCAAUUCCUGAAGUGAAGGAAAUUAUUGAAGGCUGUAUCCGACAAAACAAAGAUGAAAGAUAUUCCAUCAAAGACCUUUUGAACCAUGCCUUUUUCCAGGAGGAAACAGGGGUACGGGUAGAAUUAGCCGAAGAAGAUGAUGGAGAAAAGAUAGCUAUUAAGUUAUGGCUGCGUAUUGAAGAUAUUAAGAAAUUAAAGGGAAAAUACAAAGACAAUGAAGCUAUUGAGUUUUCCUUUGACUUGGAGAGGGAUGUACCAGAAGAUGUUGCUCAAGAAAUGGUCGAGUCUGGGUAUGUCUGUGAAGGAGAUCAUAAGACCAUGGCUAAAGCUAUCAAAGACAGGGUAUCAUUAAUUAAGAGAAAACGAGAGCAGCGGCAGUUGGUUCGAGAAGAGCAAGAGAAAAGAAAACAGGAAGAGAGCAGUCUCAAACAACAGAAUGAACAACAAGCAGCUGUUUCCCAGGCAGGAAUCCAGCAGCUCUCUUCUGCUAGCACUGGCAUACCUACUGCUCCCACCACUUCUGCAUCAGUUUCUACGCAAGUAGAGCCUGAAGAACCAGAGGCAGAUCAACAUCAACAGCUACAGUAUCAGCAACCUAGUAUAUCUGUGUUAUCUGAUGGAACAGUUGACAGUGGUCAGGGAUCAUCCGUCUUCACAGAAUCCCGAGUGAGCAGCCAACAAACAGUUUCCUAUGGUUCCCAGCAUGAACAGGCAUAUUCUGCUGGCACGGCACCAGGACACACUGCUUCCAGUGUCCAAGCACAGUCACAGCCCCAGGGGGUGUAUCCACCCUCAAGUAUGCCUCGUCGUGGCCGUAGCAUGUCGGUUUGUGUUCCCCAUCUUUCUGCUGUCCCCUGUCUGUCCCGCAUCUCUCCCAGUGCCCCUUCCACCCCACCAGUGCUGUCUGCACCUCUUUGCCCUUCCCUCCUUCGGACUGCCCCUGAGGAAACUUUUGCCGAAAAGCUCUCUAAAGCAUUGGAGAGUGUCCUGCCUAUGCACUCUGCCUCCCAGCGCAAGCACCGACGCUCCAGCCUGCCUUCCCUCUUUGUCACUACUCCUCAGUCCAUGGCGCAUCCGUGUGGGGGGACCCCAACAUACCCAGAAUCACAGAUAUUUUUCCCAACUAUUCAUGAACGUCCAGUUUCUUUUUCACCACCUCCCAUCUGUCCACCGAAAGUAGCCAUUUCCCAACGACGUAAGAGCACCUCCUUCCUGGAAGCCCAAACUCGCCACUUCCAACCCCUGCUGAGGACUGUUGGCCAAAAUCUUCUUCCACCUGGUGGCAGCCCAACUAACUGGACACCAGAGGCCAUAGUUAUGUUGGGUACUACAGCCAAUAGAGUAAAUAGAGAGCUAUGUGAGAUGCAGGUCCAACCUGUGUUUGAGCCAGCCCAGAUUUACAGUGACUAUAGACCUGGACUAGUACUGGCAGAAGAAGCUCGCUAUUUUAUUCCUCAGGAAACAGUGUAUCUAGCUGGGGUGCAUUAUCAGGCCCAGGUGGCAGGACAGUAUGAGGGCAUUUCAUACAACUCACCAGUAUUGUCAAGUCCUAUGAAACAGAUACCUGAACAGAAACCAGUGCCUGGGGGCCCUUCCUCAAGUUCUGUCUUUGAAUUUCCAUCUGGACAGGCUUUCCUGGUAGGACACCUUCAGAAUUUAAGAUUAGAUUCUGGACCAAAUCCUGCAUCACCCCUUUCUAGUGUUUCUGCGCCUAACAGUACAGAUGCUACACAUUUGAAAUUUCACCCUGUCUUUGUACCUCAUUCUGCACCAGCUGUGUUAACUCAUAGCAAUGAGAACAGAAGCAACUGUGUAUUUGAAUUUCAUGCUCAAACACCAAGUUCCUCUUCAGGAGAAGGAGGUGGGAUUUUACCUCAACGUGUUUACCGAAAUCGACAGGUUGCAGUGGACUCAAGUCAGGAAGAACUGCCUCCUCAGUCAGUUGGAUUACAUUGCCAUCUGCAGCCUGUUACUGAAGAACAGCGUAAUAACCAUGCCCCAGAAUUGACCAUUUCUGUGGUAGAGCCUAUGGGACAGAACUGGCCAAUAGGAAGCCCAGAAUAUUCCAGUGAUUCCUCUCAAAUCACUUCUUCAGAUCUCAGUGAUUUUCAGUCACCUCCCCCUACAGGGGGAGCAGCUGCACCUUUGGGCUCUGACGUCUCAUUGCCCUUUAUCCGUCUGCCUCAGACAGUGUUACAAGAUUCCCCACUCUUCUUCUGUUUUCCCCAAGGAACCACACCUCAGCAGGUCUUAUCUGCCUCAUAUUCUUCAGGAGGAUCUGCACUCCAUCCACAGGCCCAGGGGCAGAGCCAAGGCCAAACGUCAGGUAGCUUAGCAGGGGUUCUGUCUUCGCAGCCCAUCCCACAUCCUCAGCAGCAACAGGGAAUACAGCAGACUGUUCCUCCUCAACAGGCAGUACAGUAUUCACUUCCACAGGCAGCAUCUUCCAGUGAAGGCACUACUGCACUGCCAGCAAGUCAGGCUCAGAUGUCAGCCGGGACACAGCCUGUGAAUCAGCUGCAGAGUCAGGUUCACCCGCAGCUCCUACAGCCAACAGUUCAGUCCAUGGGAAUACCAGCUAACCUUGGACAAGCUGCUGAGGGUCCACUUCCCUCUGGAGAUGUUCUGUACCAGGGCUUCCCAUCUCGACUGCCACCACAAUACCCAGGAGAUUCAAAUAUUGCUCCCUCUUCCAACGUGGCUUCUGUUUGCGUCCAUUCUACAGUCCUAGCCCCUCCUCCAAUGCCGACAGAAGCAUUGGCCACCCAAGGUUACUUUCCUACAGUAGUGCAGCCUUAUGUGGAAUCAAAUCCUUUGGUUCCUAUGGGCAGUGUAGGAGGCCAGGUUCAAGUGUCCCAACCAGCAGUGAGUUUAACGCAACAACCCCCCACUACAUCCUCCCAGCAAGCAGUUCUGGAGAGUACUCAGGGAGUCUCUCAGGCGACUCCUCCAGAACAAGCUCCAAUAACACAGUCACAACCUACCCAGCCUGUCACAUUGGUUUCUUCUGUAGACAGUGCACAUUCAGAUGUUGCUUCAGGUAUGAGUGAUGGCAAUGAGAAUGCUCCGUCAUCCAGUGGGAGGCAUGAAGGGAGAACGACAAAACGUCAUUAUCGAAAAUCUGUAAGAAGUCGCUCUCGUCAUGAAAAGACUUCUCGCCCGAAACUGAGGAUUUUAAAUGUUUCAAAUAAAGGAGAUCGAGUAGUAGAAUGUCAAUUAGAGACUCAUAAUCGGAAAAUGGUUACAUUUAAAUUUGACCUAGAUGGUGACAACCCUGAAGAGAUAGCAACAAUUAUGGUGAACAAUGACUUUAUUCUAGCAAUAGAAAGAGAGUCUUUUGUGGCUCAAGUGCGGGAAAUUAUUGAAAAAGCUGAUGAAAUGUUAAGCGAGGAUGUCAAUGUGGAGCCUGAGGGUGACCAGGGAUUGGAGAGUCUGCAAGAAAAGGACGACUAUGGCUUUUCAGGUUCUCAGAAAUUAGAAGGAGAGUUCAAGCAACCAAUUGCUGUAUCUUCCAUGCCACAACAAAUAGGUGUUCCUACCAGUUCUUUAACACAAGUUGUUCAUUCUGCUGGAAGACGGUUUAUAGUGAGUCCUGUACCAGAAAGUAGGUUACGGGAAUCAAAAGUUUUCACCAGUGAAAUAUCAGAUGCAGUUGCUGCCUCUACAUCUCAGGGCCCUGGAAUGAACUUAUCUCAUUCAGCUUCAUCCCUUAGUCUCCAGCAGGCUUUUUCUGAACUCAAACAUGGCCAGAUGAGUGAAGGACCCAAUACAGCACCUCCAAAUUUCAGUCAUGCAGGACCAACAUUUUCGCCCUUUUUAGCAGGCGUUGCUGCUGUCCAAACUGUAGCAGCAUCCACACCAUCAGUAUCAGUCCCUGUAACAAGCAGCCCUCUUAAUGACGUUUCCACAGCAGUAAUGCAGGCUGAGUCCGCAGGGUCCACUGAAAAAGGCCUAGCGGGAGUCACCACCAGUGCAGGUGUGGUAACUUCAAGUGGUCUCACCACACUGUCUGUGUCUGAGCCACCUACACUUCCCAGCGCAGUUUCAAGUGCUCCAGCACCUGCCGUUGUUGCCGUGUCUACAACAGCCCAGCCAGUUCAGGUUUCCACACCCGGGAGCAUUGUUUCUAGUACAGGCAGUUUUCCUUCCGGAACAUUUUCCACAAGUACAGCUGCUGCGGUGGGUAGUGUGGCUGCCCCAAAUGCUAAGCCUCCAGCGGUAUUAUUGCAACAGGUAGCAGGUACUGCUGCUGGCAUAGCCAUAGUGACAUCAGUCUCUACCACCACUCCAUUCCCAGGCAUGGCUUCACAGCCAUCCCUUCCGCUUAGCAGCAGCACUUCUGCUCCUGCCCUAGCUGAAACAGUGGUGGUUAGUGCACACUCACUAGACAAGACAUCUCACAGUAGUACAACAGGAUUACCUUUGUCCUUUUGUGCACCAUCCUCUUCCUCCUCCUCUGGAACAGCAGUGUCUAGUUCUGUUUCUCAGCCCGGUAUGGUGCAUCCUUUGGUCAUCUCAUCAGCUGUAGCUUCUACACCUGUCCUCCCCCAACCAGCAGGACCUACUUCUACACCUUUAUUACCCCAAGUACCUAAUAUUCCACCCUUGGUCCAACCUAUUACUAAUGUACCUGCUGUACAACAAACACUCAUUCAUAGUCAGCCUCAACCAGCUUUGCUUCCCAACCAGCCUCACACUCACUGUCCAGAAGUGGACGCUGAUAACCAAGCCAAAGCACCUGGGAUUGAUGACAUAAAGACUCUGGAGGAAAAGCUGAGAUCUCUCUUUAGUGAACACAGCUCAUCUGGAACUCAGCAUGCUUCUGUCUCCCUCGAGACACCUCAAGCAGUAGAGACCACCGUCACACCAGGCAUCCCUACCACUGCUGUAGCACCAAGCAAAGUCAUGACUUCCACUACGAGUACUUGCUUACCACCAACCAGUUUGCCAUUAGGAGCAACGGGCUUGCCAGUUAUGCCUGUGGGCACACCUGGGCAGGCUUCUACCCCAGGCACACAUGUUUCAGCCUCAGUCAGCACUUCAACAGGAUCAAAACCUGGAACGACCCCCCCAAAGCCAUCUUUAACUAAGGCUAUGGUGCCACCAGUGGGUACUGAACUUCCGGCUGGCACUCUACCCUGUGAGCAGGUGUCACCUUUUCCUGGACCUUCUCAAAUUCAGUCCCAGCAACCACUAGAAGAUCUCGAUGCUCAGUUGAGAAGAACGCUUAGUCCAGAGAGUAUUACAGUGACAUCUGCAGUUAGUCCUCUGUCCACGGUGGCUUCAACGGGAGUUACAGAAGCAGGAAUUCAGCUUCAAAAGGAAGGUACUGAAGGUCAUGUCCCAGCAACUAACGCAGGAGCUGGUGUUGUUAAAAUGGGGCGAUUUCAGGUUUCAGUUACGAUGGAUGAUGCCCAGAAAGAGCAUAAAAAUAGGUCAGACGAUACAAAGUCGGUUCAUUUUGAAUCUAGCACAUCAGAUUCAUCAGUUCUUUCAAGUAGUAGUCCUGAGAAUACCCUGGUAAAGCAAGAGCCUAAUGGAAUCACUAUCCCUGGCAUCUCCUUAGAUGUGCCAGACAGCACCCACAAAACACCUACCCCUGAAGGGAAGUCAGAAACAGGGCAGCCUACCAAGGUCGGACGUUUUCAGGUGACAACUACAGCAAACAAAGUGGGUCGUUUCUCUGUUUCAAGAACUGAGGACAAGGUCACAGAGCUCAAAAAAGAAGGACCAGUGACCUCUCCUCCUUUCAGAGAUUCAGAACAAACUGUUAUUCCUGCUGUGAUACCAAAGAAGGAGAAGCCUGAGCUAGAAGAACCUUCUCAUCUGAAUGGGCCAUCUUCAGACCUGGAGGCUGCCUUUCUAAGCAGGGGUACAGAGGAUGGCUCGGGUAGUCCACACUCUCCCCCUCAACUGUGUUCAAAGAGCCUUCCCAUCCAGAAUCUAAGUCAGAGCCUUAGUAAUUCAUUCAACUCCUCUUAUAUGAGUAGUGAUAAUGAGUCAGACAUUGAGGAUGAAGACUUAAGGUUAGAACUGCGACGACUGCGAGAAAAGCAUCUUAAAGAGAUUCAGGACCUGCAGAGUCGCCAGAAGCAAGAAAUUGAAACUUUGUAUACCAAACUGGGCAAGGUUCCCCCUGCUGUCAUUAUUCCCCCAGCUGCUCCUCUGUCAGGAAGAAGGAGGAGGCCCACUAAAAGCAAAGGCAGCAAGUCUAGUCGCAGCAGCUCGUUGGGUAAUAAAAGCCCACAGCUUUCAGCAGGUAACCUGUCUGGUCAGAGUGGAACUUCAGUCUUACACCCCCAACAGACCCUCCAUCCCCCAGGCAAUACCCCAGAGACUGGGCACAACCAGCUGUUACAGCCUCUUAAGCCAUCUCCCUCCAGUGACAACCUCUAUUCAGCCUUUACCAGUGAUGGUGCCAUUUCAGUACCAAGCCUUUCUGCUCCUGGUCAAGGCUGUGCGAAGUUUAACUGUGCAUCUGAGCAGGUGACAUUCAAACCUGGUGGCAGGAGGACCCGAUUUCUGAGUACGCCCUGCUUGGCUCUUUGGAAGAUGGUGAAAAAAGUCUGUCCUUGCAACCAGCUCUGUAUGUGCCCUCCAGCUGAGCAGAAAUCAGGGACCAGCAGCACAAAUACGGUUGGAGGAACAGUGAGUAGCCAGGCUGCCCAGGCGCAGCCUCCUGCCAUGACUUCCAGCAGAAAGGGCACAUUCACAGAUGACCUGCACAAGUUGGUAGACAACUGGGCCCGAGAUGCCAUGAAUCUUUCAGGCAGGCGAGGCAGCAAAGGACACAUGAAUUAUGAGGGUCCUGGAAUGGCAAGGAAGUUCUCUGCUCCUGGGCAGCUGUGCAUUUCCAUGACCUCAAACCUGGGUGGCCCUGCCCCCAUCUCUGCAGCAUCUGCUACCUCUCUAGGUCACUUCACCAAGUCCAUGUGCCCCCCACAGCAGUAUGGUUUUCCAGCUGCCCCAUUUGGCACUCAGUGGAGUGGAACAGGUGGUCCAGCACCACAGCCGCUUGGCCAGUUCCAACCUGUAGGAACCACAUCCUUGCAGAAUUUCAACAUCAGCAAUUUGCAGAAGUCCAUCAGCAACCCUCCAGGUUCCAACCUGCGUACCACCUAGUCAGACUCGAGGGUGUUAACUGAGUAUUUGGGGGCAGGAAAUGGAAUGCUGGGGGGGUGGGGGUGGGGAAGUAGCCUAUAUACUAACUACUAGUGCUGCAUUUAACUGGUUAUUUCUUGCCAGAAGGGAAUGUUUUUAAUGCCAUUUUGAGCCCUCAGAAUGGAGAACCACCCUCCCUCUCCAUUUGUUGGAGUUCAAAGAGAAGGAAAAAGCAGCUUUCUGGUGGAGGGGCUGAUGAGACUGCUUUCCUGUUUCAUACCCACCAGUAAGGCCUAGGGCUAGAAGAUACCAGAGAGCCCCAAGAGCUCAGUGUAAGCCUAGCCCAUAUGUAUCUGUAAGUGGAUAGAGCUCUUAAUUUUGACAUACGUCCCGAAUUCCUUAUUCCCUCAACAAUGCACACCUUCAGACAAAAAGGUUCUCUCCCAUUCUGAUUCUGAUCCCUACCCCCCAAAUUUUUUUUUUCCCUUUAACAACCUAGUCAGAAAUACCAGGGGACUGGGGUUGCAACCCUUUCUUAUAUAGGUCAUUAUAUGCUUUAAGCAAAAGAUAUUAGCAGCUUUGACUGCGGCAUUAGCAAUUAGGGAAAACAAUGACGUUCCCUGCGGACAUGUAACUUUGCCAUCAGUUUUGAUGUGGAAACACUGUGAUAUUAUAAAUGUUGUUGGACAACAUUAGUUUUAAGAGUAAAAUUUGAAAGGUUUAAAAGGUUCAUACAUACACACACAUACACACACACAUACACACACACACAAAGAAGCUAGCUCUGUCCUUUACUUAUUAAGACACUUUAACUUUUUCCUUUGUAUUUCCAUUGUAUUAGAUAAAUAAAUGUGAAUGUAAAAUUGUAUAAAUUCCUGUACUUGAAUACUUCUGUUCUCCCAGUAUUGCUUGCUGGAUAUUUUAGUGCCUUGGACUUCUAUUGCUUCUGCUGUUAGCAUCAACUUACCAGACCCCAGGUCACCAAAGGGUAUGUGGAAAGAAAUCUUAGGUCCAUGUGACCCCAGCAGUGGAUAUGCCAAAGGGAAAAUGAAAGUGUUUUGUUUUUGUUUUGUUUUUCAGUCGUUCAGCAGAUUUGCCUAGAGCAGGUGUAAGAUGAGCACAGUGAGAAGUUGGCAUCAGUGGUUGAAAACAGAGUUCUGUUUCAGGAAGAUUGAGGAGGGUUGUGAGCUGGGUGAAAGACAAGGACUGGAGAUGUGGGGGACAAGCUUGUUUGAAGUGAUGCCUGGCCAGUGAACAAAUGACCUAGAAGAAAUUAAACAAAAUGAGAGGGGAAUGGGCCAGAUUUUAAGUUUGGAAGGAUAACAGUGCCAAGUCACAGAUGGAAAAAGUUGCUCUAAGUAAACCUGCUUGGUUGCCCCCACCUCUCGUUGCACAUGUACCACAUAUUUCUCUGCUUGAAGUACUGUAUUGUGGAAAAUGGACCCAUUUCUGACUUUCUAAGCAUUGCAGGAAAAGUGCUUAUUUCCUUUCCUAUCCCUUUUCUUUUACAAUGUUUAAAUGGUUGCACAGUUGGAAUCUAUUGUGCCACCCGUACUUCUGUAUUAGAACUAAUACUCUCAAAUUUUCAUAUCCUCCAUUUCCCCUAAUAACAGCAACCAACCAGUAUUAUCUAGUGCUAUGCCUAGUUAUAUAUAACGGGCACAUUUUUGGCAAUAGGGACCUAAUUGGCUGUUUGGGAUCUGAAAAAGUGGAGAGAGAAGUAGAACUCCUCAUUUCUUGGGUGCUUCCUCCUUCACCUUGAGUUGGGAACUGACACAUUUCCAACUUAAUGACACAUCCCAGGAGUUACCACGCUAGCAAGAGCCUGGCUAUGGGUACCUGAACCCCUUCUUCCUUUUAAGAGUCCUGUUCUUUUUAAGUUGGUGUGGGCCCAAAGAUACAAGUGAGAGCUGAAAGUUUUAGGAGAGGAAAGUGUAAAGAGCAGGGCUUUUGUUUCAGGUCCUGCUACCAAAGUUGACUCAUUUAUUCCUUUUUGAGAGAGGUGUGGAAGUGAAGCGGGUUAUAGGAUGAUGGAGUACUUUGUUCCAGCGGUAGAGGGAGCCAAAUGCAGCAUGCCUUGUUUGGUUUUGGUUUUAGGUCUUUUCUCCCUUCACAAAGGUUUAUUUACUGUUGAUUUCCCCCUCCUGUGGAUGAAAUAACUGAAGCCUAGAGGAACGAGCUAGUGCUACUGAACUGUUUAAAUUAUUUUUGUGUUAAUAGUACACUUUGAGUAUCUUUUUCCACAUUUAAAAAGAACUUUCCGAAUUAUAAAUGUUUUCCUUACGUUAUUUAACAAUGUACACUGUUUAAAACUGAAUUCAAACCUAGGGGUUUCUCAGCAGCCGUUAACUGUACAUUUUGCACUAACUCCGGGUGUUGCGCUUCUUGUAAGAUUGCGCUUUGUGCUUCAGUUUGUUACCUUUGUAGACUUAUUUAAUGAAACCAUUCAAAUAAACCAAACUUGCUUUUGUUGA
Meriones unguiculatus (Mongolian gerbil) is the source of this 11500-nucleotide messenger RNA. RefSeq names its product WNK lysine deficient protein kinase 1 (gene Wnk1). The transcript has 33 exons. Gene Ontology annotation, cellular component: cytosol; cytoplasm. The record is from RefSeq and is a predicted model, not a curated record. Gene Ontology annotation, biological process: positive regulation of sodium ion transmembrane transporter activity; positive regulation of potassium ion import across plasma membrane; negative regulation of sodium ion transport. Gene Ontology annotation, molecular function: protein serine/threonine kinase activity; ATP binding; potassium channel inhibitor activity. The coding region runs from base 576 to 9047 and encodes 2823 amino acids. NCBI's taxonomy places the organism in Eukaryota, Metazoa, Chordata, Mammalia, Rodentia, Muridae.